AAUUAGUUUAGGAGAGAAAAUGGAAGCGGGGAAACUCCGUGGCUCAUGCAGAACUGCAUGACUCGAGAAAAAUUGAUAUUCAUAGGUGUUUUUGCUUGAUCUACAACUUUUCAGUAAUCACUUAGUAUACUGAUAUUUUAUGGUCAUCGAUGGUCAUAAUUAUAACGAGAGGCUUUUCACACACACCCACAUGCAACUUUGAGUGAGAUUGGCCCACCUAGGACAAGACGCGGUGUGACUGAACCCUUGUUGCUUGGAUCCUUAGUCCAUUGCAGAAGCUGCCCGCAACUCGCUGUACUGAUUAUUUUCACAUUUCAUGACAUUUCUUCCUCAGUCUGGCAUCAUGGUUCACUGAAAGUGAGCUUGUCUUUUUACAAAGAUGGUCUUGACGAUCAUGCUGCCCAAGGUGCAGGAAGGCGCUAGAAGGAGAAAAGCUGCAUUUACAAGAAAAGUAUCAACACUGAAAUCAAAUGACUCCAACGAUGGACGUCCCAAUCCAUCAGAUUCAGCUGUCAUUAUGCCUGUGAGGAAGCCACACAUGACCCGUCGAAUUGUGUCUUCAGAAAGUGAUUCGUCAGAGUCUAUACCAGACCCCUUCAUCAAACAACCCUCCCAAUCUCUUACUCCCAUCGAAAAGACCAAGAAAGAGAAAACGAGGAUAGGAGGCUCUGUUACAAAUAGUGACUCCAAAAAGAACAACUUUGUGCGCCUCAACAGCUCGACUGAAUCGUCCGAUUUUAGUAGCAAAAGGGCGAUCAAUGCCCUGACCGGAGUCAGUAACGGCUUUGUGUAUCAACUGAUGAAAAAGAAGGAGGAGAAUUCGGAGGAGGGGGAAAGCGAUUGCUCCAAGGAUGCUGUCAAGAAGUGCAAUGGAUCUUUAGUAGACAGUACAUUCAAUGAUGAAAUACCAGAAGGUACAGUCAUUGUGCAGCCAGAGGCAGCCCCAGAUGGAGAGGAAGACUGGUACAAGAGCAAAGAAUUUAGAAAACAGUUUCCCCGAGAGCGGAGAGAAAGAAGAGAAGCUAACAAUCAGAAUGCACCUCAAACCAUUGAAUCUGUGUUUUGUACCGCAUGUACAACUCAGGUCAACCCAUUUGACAAAAGGACUUUCUGUUCUCAUCCAAUUCUGAGUGUUGUAUUUUGUAAGGGGUGUAUGGAAUUCUACAACAGUGGUCCCUGGAAGACGGAUGAAGACGGCAUUGAAGAGGAAUGCCGGUGGUGUGGGCAGGGUGGUUCCCUUUCUUGCUGCGAUUUCUGCUGCAAGACAUUUUGCAAGCGUUGCAUCAUGCGCAACCUGGGAAGAGCAGAAUGGAAUCGUACAUUAUCAAAGAAGAAAUGGAAGUGCUACGUGUGUGAUCCUUCACCCAUACGAGAACUGGUAGCCAAAUGUAGUGCUCUCCUUUUACAUCCAGUAAAAACCGAUAAGAAGGAGAAAGAGAAGGCAAAUGUUCUUGUACAGAAGAAGGUGGCUAAAGCACCAAAGAAUGAGAAGAAGGUAAAGGAGAAGUUGAAAAUGCAGGAUGCAGCCAUCGCCGAGGAAUUUCUUCAGUAUCUUGUUGGGAACAUCAGUAAUAGGCCACUCUUCAUGAGGAGCCUGGUACGAUUGAAGAAGGAGGUGCCUGACAUGCAAAGGCUGCAGAUGAAUCUCUCCCUAAAGCACAUAGCCGAAGUCAAGUCCGUCCUUGGAGAGUUUCAAGCUUGCGUGAAGAGGCAGCUCCAUGGCGAUAUCCACAAGAGUGAUUCUGCCCUUGAUGGAACGGACCCAGAGGACUGCGAUAGCCCUGAGAGGAGAUCAAAGUCCCAGAUGGAAGGGAUAGUGAUUAAGACUGAGACGAAGGAAGAAGCGACUGGGCAGAAAGGAACAGCCAUGGAGGAAAAGGGGAGUGCAAUGGAUACAACAGCUGGUCAUGGUGUCAAAGAUGCUGAUAUCCCACAAAUGGAUUCUAGUGCUGAUGGUGUUAAUGGAUGUGAAAACGUGGAUGAGCCUAUGGACACGGGAGAAACAAGUGAGAAUGAAUCAUCAAAGGGAGAACGCGAACAGAAAGAGAAUGAUGUGAAAAUUAGUGAAAAUAGCCCCAUAGCUGAUAUUGAAAUGGAUGGAAAUGAUGGCGAUGAUGAGGACUAUGAAGAUAAAGAAGGCAGUGAAGAUUCUUCAAAUGAUAAAGAACUGAUAGGAAAGGAGCAGGCCAAAACUAGUUCGAACAAGGAGAGUAAACCUGAUCCUGUAAUUGAGAAACAAACAGGGGCUGCUCCUGAUAAAACGAAAAUGGACGUUCAAGAAAAUACUGGUUGUGCCCAGAGUGAGGACUCUGAUUGUCCUUCAAGCCAACAAAGUGUACGUAAAAUGAAAGUAACUCCUGUGUCUCCUAGAACAAGGAAAGAAUCACAAGCUGAGGAUGAAGAAGCUAAACUGAUGUCUAUGAUCAAUGAAUCUGAUGAUGAAUCUAGUGACGAGAGUGAGGGAUCAGAGUAUAGUCCUAAGAAAUCAACUAGGUCUCCUAAGAAAUCUCCCGCAAAAGCAAGGAAUAGGCUAUCUAGGAAAUUCUCCAAGGCUGUAAAGAAAGAGCCUGUCUCUAGUGAUGACUCUGAUCACCACCAGAGAGCUAAACAAAGAGAAGGACCUGGUGAGGACUCGAGUAAUCCUGAAGAACAAUCUGGGUUUGAUGGAAUUCCUGGUGGAGAAUCUUCAGUAGCCUCUCAGGAUGAGGAAGUGGAGAAGGGAGAAGUUCAGAAAAAGAUGGACUCAUCUGCUGUUACUAGAAAAAGCAAGCAUAGUUCUGAAUCAAGUAAAAGUGAAUCCUCUGAGGACAUUUCUGAGAGUAUUUUUGUGAACAAUGAUCGUAAUACCAAAUCUCGUAGAAAAAGAUUAAGCAGGAAAAAGAAGAAAUGUGAACCGCAAAAGAUGGACUCAGCUUCUGAGGAAGAAAUGGAAUUGAAGAGACUUGAGGGCAUUAAAGGUUUGAAAAGAAAACGUAACCGUGUCAGUGACAGCGAUGGUGAAUCUGAGGGUGUACCUGAAGCCCAAGAUAAGCCUGAAGAUAUGAAAGCAGAGGGUGUUGUGAAUGAGAAGGAAAAGUCUGAUGUUGAGAAGGAGUCUGAAUCAGAUGAAGCUCCACCCAAGAAAGCAAAGAAGGUCCGAAAAUCUCCUGCGAAGAUGGACCCCAAGAGCAGGGAAGUUCUUAGCACUGAUACUUCCUCCGAUGAUGAGAGCGAGAGUGACGACUGUUCUGGACUGCGAUGGAAGAGUCUCAACAAGAAAAGCAAGAAGAAGGGUAGUAGCCUAGAUAUGGCAGAAACCCUUCUGAUGGAUGAGUUAGAUGGUGAUGAUGAGGAUGAAGAUGAUGAUGAGGAGGAUGAUGAUGAUGAUGAAGAAGUAGAUGGUGCGGGAUCCAAGAGAAGUAAGAAGAAGGCUCAAAAGAAGGCAGAAGAAGAAGAGCCUGAAGAAGAAGAUGAAGACUGGGAUACCAAUGAAAGUAGACAGAAUGGAACUGGUGGUGGUGGUGGUGGAGAUGGGGAUGGCAAGAAAGGAGGAGAUGAUAAGAAGAAGAAUAAGAAGGGAAAGGACAAAGAUGAUGAGGAGGAUGAAGAAGAGAAGGAGAAUUUUGAAGAAAAUGGAGAGGAAGAAGAAAAUGGUGAAGAUGAUGAAACUUUAGAGGACGAAUCUGACGAAGAAGGUACCAAGAAAUCACAUCCCUUGCUUCGUGUCCAGAUCUCUACAUCCAGCGAGGAUGAAGAAGAUGAGGCUACAUCAAAGAAGAAAAAGAAAGGCACAAAGGGGAAAGCUGCUCCAAAGAAACGUGGCAAAGCAACAAAAAAGAAGAGGAGGAAAGAGAUUGACACCGAUGAUUACUUCACAUCAUCAGAAUCAGAUGAUGUUUCUGAUGAGAAGCCAAAGAGGAAAAGGGUGACAAGAUCUCAGACUGCAACCUCGACAGAAGACUCCACUGACGAUCUCAAGAUCCCCAGAAAGAGGAGGGCCAAGAAGGAGGAUCCUGGUACCAGCUCUGAUGCAGACUCCAAUAAAGAAUCUAAGCCAAAGAAACGGGGAGGCAAAGGGAAGAAGAGGAGGAGGAUAAAAGUUGCUUCUGACUCAGACACCGAAGGAGGUGAAUCCAAGACACAAGAUGAGAGUCAAGAAGAGAAGAAGGGCUCUGAUGGUUCAAGCGGGGAUGAGAAUGACAGUCCAAGUAAGAAAGGACGUAAGACAAUUAGACGGGUGCUGAAGAAGAGUAAGCUUCAAGCUGAGACUCUAGCAGCUGAAAUGGAAGAACAGGAGAGACGAAAAAGAAUUGAAGAGAAGAGGAAAGAGAUCAUCAAUGAGGACGAAGAGAAAGCAGAGAAGAGUGCUGUUGUCAAGUCCUGCAUCCUAGAGAAAGACAAGGAAUCUGAUGAUGUGGUGUUGGAGGUGGAUGAACGCAUUGUGGAGCAUCUGAAACCUCACCAAGCUGAAGGUGUCCAGUUCAUCUUUGACAGCACCUUUGAAUCUGUCUCUAAAGCCAAAGAGAAAGGUGGAGGAUGCAUCCUGGCUCACUGUAUGGGAUUGGGUAAAACUCUACAGGUUAUCUCCUACCUUCACACUAUAAUGACCAAUGAUGACUUAGACGUGAAGACAUGUCUAGUGGUAGCACCUCUGAAUACCGUACUCAAUUGGGAAGAUGAAUUUGAGAAGUGGAUUGGAGAUAUGGACAGUGGUAUUAAUGUGUAUGAGAUGAGUUCGGUGAAGAACAAUGCUAGCAGAGCUGAUUAUCUUGAUCAUUGGCACAAGAAGGGUGGUGUAAUGAUCAUGGGCUAUGCCAUGUACAGGAAUCUAUCCCUUCUCACUCAUAUACGCAAGAAAAAAUUGAAGGCAGUCUUCCUGAAAACCCUUGUAGAUCCAGGUCCAGACAUAGUAGUAUGUGAUGAAGGUCACAUGUUGAAGAAUGAGAGUUCAGCCAUCUCUAAGGCGAUGAACAACAUCAAGACAUUGAGAAGGAUAUGCUUGACUGGCACACCGCUGCAGAACAACCUUAUAGAAUAUCAUUGCAUGGUUCACUUUGUGAAGCCAAACUUGCUUGGUACAAUGAGAGAGUUUAAGAAUCGCUUUGUGAAUCCAAUAACCAAUGGACAGCACAGUGACUCUACUGCUAGAGAUGUCAAGAUUAUGAAGAGGAGAGCUCAUGUACUUCAUAAUCUUCUUUCAGGCUGUGUACAGAGGAAAGACUACACCGCCCUAACCAAGUUCUUGCCGCCCAAACACGAGUUUGUGAUAAGUGUGAGGUUAUCCGAAGUCCAGAUAAAGCUGUACGAACACUACCUGAACACGCUGUCUGGACGUAAAGAUGAUGGUACCAAGACUCAGUGUACCAGUCUCUUUGCUGAUUACCAGUCUCUUAUGAAUGUAUGGACCCAUCCAAGGCUUCUACAACUUGCAACACAGAGAGAAGAUAGAAAUGCUGCUAAACGAGAGAUGGAUGAUUUUGUCACUUCCGAGGAGGAGGAGGAUGAUGAUGACAGCAUGAAGGCAUUUGUAAUCUCAUCAGACAGUGACCUGGAAGACCCCUGGAAGUCGUCUAAGAAGAGAGCUGAUAAGUCAAGCAGCAAUUCUCCUCGACCAAGAUCAUCACGUCGCGGGCAAAAUGAGUAUAACAGCGAUAGUGAUGAUGAUAUCAGCGGAGAGGACAAAAACGAUGGAAAUAACUCGGACAGUAGUGUGGAGGUAGUCAAGUCUUGGAACACGAGGAGUAGGGCCAAGGAGGUUGGACUGUCAGAAGGGGCAUCUACGUCUGCAGCUGAAGUAUACAUCCCCCCAGAACCCGAGAAGGUCACUAAGUGGUACUCUGAGUUCUUCUCUGAGGAAGAUGCCUUCAAGGUGGAAUUUAGUGGAAAGCUGGUCCUUCUCUUUGAGAUUCUCAAGAUGGCUGAGAGUGUUGGAGAGAAAGUUCUUGUGUUCAGUCAGAGUCUUCUAUCUCUUGAUAUGAUUGAAGACAUGUUGGCUCAUCUAGAUGAAAAAGCACAGGAGGAAAGAGCUAACGGAGAACAAGAUUUAGAAAACCAGAUUGGAGGAACUGGAUCUUGGAUCAAAGGAGAGGAUUAUUUCAGAAUGGAUGGCUCCACUGCAGCUCAUCUGAGAAGAAGAUGGUCAGAGAUCUUUAAUGAUCUUGAUAAUAUACGAGCACGUCUGUUCCUGAUCUCAACCCGAGCUGGAUCCUUAGGAACCAAUCUCAUUGCCGCCAACCGUGUGAUCAUCUUUGAUGCCAACUGGAAUCCUAGCCACGACAUUCAGUCUAUAUUCAGAGUGUACCGUUUUGGUCAAGAGAGGGCAGUCUUCAUCUAUAGGUUUAUUGCACAGGGUACAAUGGAGGAGAAGAUCUAUGACAGACAGGUCAUUAAGCAGUCACUAUCACAGAGAGUGGUUGAUGAACACCAGAUUGAACGUCACUUCACGUCUGCCGAUCUCUCAGAGCUCUAUAACUUCACACCAGACAGGCUAGAUGACCCCAACAGACCUGAAAGACCCACUCCUGUUCUACCUAAGGAUUAUUUCCUGGCAGAACUACUCAAGACGCAGAGCAAGUGGAUAGUGAAAUAUCACGAGCAUGAUUCAUUAUUGGAGAACCAGAUGGAAGAAGAACUGACAGAGGAGGAGAGGAAGGAGGCAUGGAAGGAUUACGAUGCUGAGAAGAACAGACAGUUUAACAUGCCCCCACCAAGGCAAAUCGAUCCACAAGAUAUGGAGAGAUUCUACCAAGAGGGACAGUCUAUUCUGCGCAUGGGUGAGAUGGCAUUGAACUAUCAAGGUCAACCUGGUAUGCCACCCAUGGUAGGAGCCAGCGGUAGUGCACCACAGGCAUCUACUAUGCAGCGCCUACUGGAGAUGCAGAGUAUGUAUCGCGCACAAAUUCAGCAACAGCAACGGCAGCAACAGAUGCAGCGGGAGCAGCAACAGCUUCAACGACUGCUGAUGCUGCAACAAGCAAGAGAACUGCCCAACUCUGCCGGCAGCUCCGCCAGCAUGCAGCAACUGCAGAGGAUCGCUCUCUUGCAGCAACAGCAGCAGCAACAGCGGUUGCAACAACAAAUGCAACGGGAACGGUUCCUCAGUCAAAAUCAAACGAAUUCCAGGGCAUCAUCUUCUGAAGGAAAAGCCCCUUGAAGACCCCUAGAGACUGAUACUAGCCAAGUCAUGCUGAUCUUUCCAUUUUUUUUCAUAGAUGAACAGUAUUUGUUGUUAGUUGUAAUGAGACAUAUUAUAGUGAUGGGUGUUUGUAUAGAAAGUGAGCCACAUACUUGUUACACCAUAAUUCAUAAGGACUAUUCCAAUGUAUUUAUGUAAUUCAGUCAUGGGGAGAACAGCUCUUGUACAUAAUUAUGACUAAUUAUUGAAGUGCUAAUUACAAUCAGAUUAUAGAUUGACAUAUAGGAAACUAAAUUGUCAGUAUUCAAGAGAAUGAGAUGCUGAUAGGUAACUAAUCACAGUAGUGAGUGAUGCAGAUUCUUUUACAUGAGGCAAAGUAUAAAAUGUCAACAUGAGUUUAUAUUGCUUAGAUAUAUACAUCUUCAAAAAGUACUGAUUUUUGCAGAUGGGUUAACUAUUUGUAUACUUGCACUGCCUUUUAGAUAUGAUUGUGUUGUAUUCUAUGGCACCCGAUCCUGACUCUAAAAUCAUGCACAGUAACAACACAUGAUUACCCUGACAGGGCUCCACACUAAACCUUUUUUUCUACUGGUCCAACCUCUUCAUGUCGGACCAAGUAGAUCCCCAAUUUUUAACUGGUCCGAACCUAAAAUUUACUGGUUCCCCAAAAUGAAGAAGAAUAUAAAAAGAGACUUGAGCUUAUUUUGCUGACUUUAAUUGCUUUUAAUGCCCCCACAACAUAAUUCAUGACAGCCAUAUCUCAAUUUUGGAGAUGUCAGAUUCAUUUUUAUAAUUUACAAAAGAGGAGAAAAUAUCAUUUGUACUGUAUCAGGUUGAUAUAUUUUUUUUACUGGUCAUGUCGGACCAGUAAAUCUGGCUAUUUCUGAAAAACUACUGGCCUGGCAACAAUUUUUACUGGUCUGGGACCGUCGGACCUGUGCCAGUAUCGCGCCCUACUUAUGAAGACACCAGAAGAAGCAGCACUGUUUUUGGAUUUGAAGGAAUUCAUCCAUGGAGUUAACCAUUGAUUGACAAUUCAUACAUAUCUCGAAAUUACUAGCGAUGUGUUUUUGAACCCCACCCUUAACAUUAGCAAAACAUCAGUAUUUCAAUUUUCAAUCGACUUGAUAAUUAAUUGCUUUUGAAAUGAAGAUAGAUGAUGUUUAGGGGGCUUUGCACAAAACUUUGAAUUAAUUAUAAGUCUUGUACUUAAUUGCAAUUGAUUGCUGGUGUGAUAUAAAUUGUUUUGCUUUUGUUAAGAUUGAACUAUCACUUGUAUAUUGCAACUGUGUCUGCAUCAAUUGCAAAUAUUUUUUGUGCAACAUCUCCUUAGUCUUACCAGAAGAAAUGCAUUCCAUUGCUCCCAUUGAUGACUAAGUCAUGUUAUGAUAUUUCCCCAAAAAAAUGUUUUGUUAAACUAUUUGAAGCUAUCUUCACCAAAGCUGCAACCAUGGAUCGGUUAAGUGACUGAGUUGAAAUGUAUUGUCGGAAGGAUUGUUAAUACCUUGUAUCACUUAAAAUAUUUGACAACAGCUCAGAUAAAGCUCCAUUUCAGAGUUUUGACAUAAAUGGCAACAUUCUUUUGCCUAAAAAGAGUUCUCUGCAGGAAUUCUGAGACUUAUUUUCAGAAAAUAUGAAGAAGAUACCAUUGCUUUAACUAUUUUAAAAGUCAAGCAUUUUUUCUGAGCUACCCUAAAAGUGUGCAAAUUUUAAGAUACAAGGUUGUAAUAGCAAACUGACGAUAUUGUUAGAGUAUGUGCUACCCAUGGACUUGUUUUAUAAAGUGCUCUCUUUCAUCCUAGGUCCUAUGCUGUUAAGACGGUUCAUAUGAAAAGUAGAAUCAAAUCCUAAAAUAAAAAUCCAUUCAGCACUGAGAUUUUUCAUUAUUGGGGUUUCAUAUUGCUAUCUAUAGUAUAUAAUCACAUUGUAGAUUUUGUGCAAUUUCUGUAUUCCUUUUUUUACAAGUUUAUUCAAAUCUAGCUCUUUUUUCUUCUUGUAGCUAUUGAAACUGCUAAUUUUGAUGUGAGUACACUGUCUAAUGAAGAAUAUACCAACAACCUUGCUCAUUUACGCUUGUUCUAGGAAAUGAUUAUAACAUGGUUGUGAAAAUCAACAUCAAGCAAUGACUUGGAAUUGCAAUGAAUACUCCUUUGUAAUGAUGCUGUGGAGAUAUUUUAUAUUACUAAGUGGCUUUUGAAUGUAGACAUUCCUAUUGAUUACCUAGUAUACAUGUGCAACCAUUGUAGUAGGUGCUGAUAUCAUAUGUAGAAUACACAGUGCAGAGUGUAUUGUAUUAUUUAUAACUCAUUGUUCAGUCAUGUGAAUGAUAGUGAACAUGAUACUAAUAUUUGGUUGUAAUUCGCGAAGGUUUAUCCUGAAAUCGUCGGAAGCACAACGCAAAAGCUUAAAUUAGUAUGUAUCCCAUUUGUGCAUUUUUAGACGAAAAGAGACCUCAGCUGAAUGCAUAUUGUAUUAUAAACUUUGUGAAUUUCACUUAUUAGUUCAUCUUUGUUAUAAUCCCCAUAAUUCUCUACUUUUUCUAGUUAUCUAAAUCAUUAUUAUUCAUGUUUAAGGCAAACUUUUUUUUUUACCAAAGUGCUGAAUUCAGUUCAUCUGUGAAGCAAUAGGCACAGGGUCUAAGUGAGGCCAGAUCAGAUUCUAUGUCAUAGUUAUAUUUUUUGGGGGAAAGGUCAAGUCAGUGUCUAGUUCUAAGUUCUGGUCAAGUCCUGGGGCCUGUAGCACAAAGCUUAGCAUUGAUCAUAGAACAUAUUUCUACGAUUGAUUGCAUUGACUACAAUGUACAAUCAAUAGUGAAAAUCAAUGGUCGGAUUAAUCGUAAACCUUUGUGUUACAGGACCCGAGUCAUUUUAUAGUCUAGUUACAGGUCCCGGUCUUGGCCGAGUUCUGGGUCAAGUCAGUGUUUAGUUCUAAGUCCUGCUUUUGGCGUAUGUCUGGGUAAAGCUAGUGUCCAGUCCAAUUCUCGGUCCUGGUUGGGGUCUGGGUGCUGGUCAGUUCCUGGGCAAAGUUGAUAUCCAGUUCCUGGUCUGAAUCGCACAAGUCGAGGUUUGGGUCAACACCAGUUUGGUUGCUCAUGGAUGUAGGCUGUGGUUACCAUGAUGUGAUGUGAUUGAGUCUUCAGCCAAGACCAUUUAUUCCCACCAUGCUCCUAAGUGAUACAUACACUUUAACAAAAUUUGAUGUUCAUAGUCAGUUAAGUCAUUUUGUGACAGUUCUAUUUUUCAAAAUUCUGCGAGAAGUUCUGGUAAAUAAGAUGUUUCCUUUUUAACAUAGAUUGGUCUUCCAAAAAUAUUUGUAAUAAUGAAAGAUGUUUCAGAAAGGAUAAUUUGUUCAUGUUGACAGUUGAUUCACCAAUGUUUAUUUCUUCCUUAUAUGCUGCACUCUUGGCAGCUAGAAUCAAACUUUGAAAGGACGUGUAUUAUCAAAAUGGAUGAACACAAAAUGCAAUAAAAGAAAAACAAAAGAUGCACCUUCAGUCGUUAAAUUAGUCAUAUUGAAAGGAUUAUAAAUUCUAAUUUAUUAUCAAUACAAUAAGAAAAGACUUUAUUUUUACCAGUCUCUACAAAUUGAAACAAAAUUGCUUUCACUUGGACGAGGGAGAUUGCUGCUAUUAUCUUUGUUCAAUUGAUUUUUUUUCAUAAUCCAAUUCUAUUUUCAAGGAAGCUUUUGACAAAAUUUGACUAUUCUCAGAAUAUUAUCUUGAUUAAACAUGAAGAACCUUGAAUCCAAAUUCAUCUUUCAUUUUUUUUUUUGUGAGCCAUUCACUAGCUUUGGUAUGGUAUGUCAUACAGACCAACCAAUGAUCUGCCAAUGUUGAAUAUUAAAGCAAUAUUGACUUGCCUCGGGGUGAUAUGACAUAUAUCGCCCAAACUAGAUUUAUAUUGCUUAAUAAUAUUAAAUGAGUGAUUUUAUGUUCAGAUAAAUGGAAGUCACUGACAGCUGAAGUUAAAGUUUUUGAGCCUAUCAUAAUAUCAGAAAAUUCAUAUCUCAAUUAAAAUUGAUCACACCCAUGUAUCUUAAAUGAGGGACGGUUUCACUAAUGGAAUGUUUAUGUCAUCUUGAACACAGAAAAUACAUAGCUAUAGAAAAUUUCUGCUAAGUUUAUGUGGUUCAAAUAAAUGAUAACAACUUCCUAGCUUACCCCUGUGAGCAUUCUAAUAUAGCAUACCAAUAAAGCAGCUAAGAUUUCUGUUAUAUAAUCCCAUUCUGUGAAGGUUUUAAAAUGAUUGUGUGCUGCCCCCUUGUGGUGUACGUGUACCAAGAAUACAUGUAGGCACUCGGAUAUAUGUGUCGGCUCUACGCAUAUAUUUCCAUCCCAUCGUGAGUUAAUAUGCAAGGUUUCCAUUAUUGUACAGGGAAACAAGGAAAAAAAAGAAUAUUAGUCCAAGAAGUUAAUCAAGAAUCUCACACUAGUGAAAUGUACAUUAUAUUAUUCAUAUUUUACAUGCGAGAAAGAAUGUCUUUGACAACCUGAUGUAUGGAUGUGUUGUGCGGAUGUAUAGCAAUUGUGUAGGAUUUGAAUGUUUUAGAUGACCCAUGUGCCGGUCAUGUAUUAACUGUUAACCAGUUUGUGACUUAAUUUAUUUUGUUGUCAUGUUGCUCUUUCUUCUGUUCAAAAGGCCUCAUGCAGUAUUUUAAGAAACAACAGUUUUAUGUAAGUUAUGUAUGUCAUGAAAAAAAAGCAUUUUAAAUUAAAAGCAGUCAACAUUCACUUA
This is a messenger RNA of Lytechinus variegatus (green sea urchin), 11847 nucleotides long. Its product is annotated as transcriptional regulator ATRX homolog. The record is from RefSeq and is a predicted model, not a curated record. Bases 380 to 7132 code for a protein of 2250 amino acids. The transcript has 26 exons. Lineage: Eukaryota; Metazoa; Echinodermata; Echinoidea; Temnopleuroida; Toxopneustidae. Gene Ontology annotation, cellular component: nucleus. Gene Ontology annotation, molecular function: ATP binding; ATP hydrolysis activity; ATP-dependent chromatin remodeler activity.